Molecule: messenger RNA, 2626 nt
Organism: Sinocyclocheilus grahami
Lineage: Eukaryota; Metazoa; Chordata; Actinopteri; Cypriniformes; Cyprinidae
Product: protein MEMO1
Exons: 9
Coding region: 314-1096 (260 amino acids)
Source: RefSeq, a predicted model, not a curated record
GACAGAACGGAAGCCGAGAUGGGCCAAACUAGCCCAGCCGGAUAACAGAGACAAACUUGGCAGCGAGCGGAUGAACUGGUCGGAUCUUUGUUCUUCACAGCCGCAGCCCUCAACCUCUUUAUAUUUUUGCGUAUCGUUACUUAUAUGUCUCACAUUUAUAUCAAGAUUAUAUAAAAUACUCCUUCACUGGGCACUCAGUUUCAGCACAGGCAUAUACUUUUUGAGCUAGCAUAUUUUCUUAGUGUUUUUAGUUAAUUCUUCCCCCCCACCGACGACGUUUUAUUGGACCAAGAUAGGCGGCGCGGGCACCAAGAUGUCGAACCGGAUGGUGUGCAGAGAAGCGAGCCACGCCGGCAGCUGGUACACGGCCUCAGGAUCCCAGCUUAACGCACAACUCGAGGGCUGGUUAUCUCAAGCACAAUCUACAGCUGGUCCAGCUAGAGCCAUUAUAGCACCGCACGCUGGCUACACUUACUGCGGCGCGUGUGCCGCCCACGCCUACAAGCAGGUGGACCCCUCCAUCACUCGGAGGGUGUUCAUACUCGGCCCCUCUCACCAUGUGCCGCUGUCUCGCUGUGCCCUCUCCCCCGCCGAGGUCUACAGAACGCCACUGUACGACCUGAGGAUCGACCAGAAGGUUUAUGCUGAUCUGUGGAAAACAGGCAUGUUUGAGAGGAUGAGUCUGCAGACAGAUGAAGACGAACACAGCAUUGAAAUGCACCUGCCUUAUACCGCUAAAGCCAUGGAGAGACAUUCUCUCCACUCUCACGCUCUCCUUCAAUGUCAACGUUUCCGUUACACCUACUACGAUGAAAGUCAAGGAGAGAUCUACAGAUCUAUCGAGCACCUUGACAAAAUGGGAAUGGGAAUUAUAGAACAGUUGGACCCCAUCUCCUUUAGCAAUUAUUUGAAGAAAUAUCAUAAUACUAUUUGUGGUCGCCAUCCCAUCGGCGUUCUUCUAAAUGCCGUGGCGGAACUGAAAAAGAACGGCACAGACAUGAACUUCUCUUUCCUAAACUAUGCGCAGUCGAGCCAGUGCCGAAACUGGUCGGACAGCUCUGUGAGUUAUGCUGCUGGAGCUCUCGUCGUUCAUUGAGGUGAACUUUCCCAGGAGCCGCGGAGCCUCCUAGAAGACCCAAGCCCCUCCCACCCGUCCCGUUCCUGACAACGUAUCCCCAUCCUCCCCCGCCUCUUCUAUAGGAAGGACAUACAAAGUUUGUCGCAGCUGGGAAUCUUCAUACAUACCCCGAAUCCAGAUUUAACGUUAGAUACUAACCUCCUCUUCCUACAGCUUUCCCUGUACCCCGAUUUCCACGUGAGGCAACUUGGAUGAUGCUAUAGCUUGAAGUACAGUCGCAGUCUUUUGGGUGUUGCAAGGUCAGAUUUUUGAUUGUGUUUUUGGUCUUAAUGAGGCAAAAUCUGCUUUUGACCCUCCAAGGAUGUUAGGUAUCUGAAGAGCCUUUGUGUAAUUUAAAAGCAAGACACAUUUAAAGUUUAAAUAAAAAAUCAAACCAUUGACAUUGCACUCUUUUUGCAAGUCUGCAUAUGUAAUCUACAUAAUGUCUCACCUAUUGAUAAAUAAUGAGAAAAAGGAAGUUGACAGACUGCAACAUGCUAUGUUCAUGUACACCCUGAGAAUUGUAGUAAUAGCUACCGCGUUGGUCCUGUUGUAGUUUGUAAAGGGCUACACAAUACCCACUAACCCUCCACUGUUCUGGAUAUACCAAAAAAUAGUUUUUCUUUCAUCUAAUUUUUUAUUGUAGUCAAAUUAAAAUUCUUAUAUUCUGUUCUGUUUAUUUUCUCUUUGUGAUUACCAUUAUUUAGCUUUCUAGUUUUACGAUGCAUUUGACGUAUUUAUCUCAAACUCUGUGGAAGCAUAUAGUAGUGUUUGAAGUGCAGUACAGGUGGACCCCUUUCAGACUGCCUCAAAAUGGCCGUUCUGUCCCAUCAACCCUCAAUUUAUUUUGGUUAUUCUGAAACAAUUUUAUUUUCACAUGCAAGUUAGCAGCCAUGUUUAACAUCCGAGUAGUAGUUAUUUAUGCACACCCAUAUCAAGGAACCGCCAGAGGUGGAUUUUCUGAAAGGCGUAGGCAUUUUGUCUGGCUUUCCUCUUUAUUCCAUCUACUCCAGGCCUCCCAAAGAGCACAGUGCAGCAAGAUUUUUCCUGGGUGACCAUUGGAAGGAAAACGGCAAGGCUCCUCUACAUCCCCAUCAAGGUUUGAAUGUCUCAAACCAAAUCCUCAAACAGAAAACAGACAAAGCAUGUCAUACCAUGCAGAUGUGCCUUGGGUCAGUGUUAAACAUGUUUUUGUUUUUUGUUUUGGUCCUGUGUUUUCCACCCUUCAUUUACCCACUAAAAGGACUUGAUUGUCUGUCUUGAAUCAGUUGAAUUAGUUCUUACUGUUUUUAAAGUAGGGUAAACACCUGUUCUUGUACUGUUAGGAUUGUUUCAAAAAAAAUUUUAUGUUAGCACUGUUUAUUAUUAUUCGAACUAUUAUUGCGUAAAAAUGAACAGUUCUCACAUUGUCAAACCUAUGUGGAAAUUAAUUGAAGCGCUCCUCAGUGGAGUCAUUUUUGAAUCUCAGGUUACAUUGAAGCAUUACAGAAUUCUCGCCAGAUAUGACAA